AUGGCGGCUGUCAAUCGGAAUAUGUUUGACGCCAGCGUUACGACAGACCGGCCGCGCGGAGCGUCGUUGAUGGUUCUACCGUUGAAUCUGAUCGCAUUCAUUAUCUCCCACUUGGAAGACCCCGGCGACCUUGCUCGCCUGUGUCGAACAUGCCGAGUCCUCAACUACAUGACGCUCCCGCAGCUGUACAAGAGCAUUACCCUGACGUCCUACGAUAGGAUCCGAUACCGUGGGGACCAGCCAGAAGGGAUGGGAAGCGCAAGCCCCUUCUCAAUGGGUCUUAACGCCAUUAUCACCCGUCCUUACGCAUCGCUAGUUCGGUCGCUGACGCUCCGGGGAAACUGGCGGGAGUCAGAGCUGGAAGAACAUGCGCGCAUUGGUCGGGUGACAGAUUCCUCCAUGAUGCUGAAUAUUGUGGUACGGGCGGCCAUCGACAAGAUGAAUGAGUUGGAAAGCUUCAGCUGGGACCUCAACACCAAGAUGCUGGAAACCGUCUACCUCGGACUGGCGCAACAACCUAAGUUGACAUCGCUGAGUAUACGAUUUCCCUCGAGCCGUCACCCUCGACCGACGAUCGUCAUACCCGCAAUGCCGCAUCUACGGCGCUUGAAAAUCACCGAUAUCGAUCCUCUUUGCUACCCAGACGACAUUUCAACUCUCCUUUGGAAGUGUAAGAAGUUACAAGAACUCAAUAUGCACUGGUCACCUCGAAUGAGAGAAGAGCAAGAGCCCAGCGUCAUGGUCCAUGACUACUUCCGCAAAUGCAUAUCGGCAAAGCAGCCUCUUCGAGUCAAGAAGAUAGGGCUUCAGAACUUGUAUGCCCUUCAUACCGAAGAGUUCAAUCUUGCAUUCGAUCAGACCAUGGUUGAAGAUGUCACCAUCCUUACUGAUACCAAAUCAGACGACUACAACUUCAUGAAUACGUUUGUUGACAGUACCUGGCCGAUUGCUCCGCCUCAUGUUGUCAGGAUCAAGAGCAUUAGACAGGAUCGUUUCAAUAGGAGGCAUGCGGACUUCCUGGGAAAUUUCACAGGAUUGGAAAGAUUGUAUUUCGUCAACGCAACGCCCAAUCCCAACGAUAUGAGAUCACCCAGACACUUGGAAUACCCGGCCCCCACGCCACCCUCUGUGGACCAUAAUCACCACAACCCAGGCAGUGCUCCAGCCUAUACUCCCGACACUACACCUUCCUGUUCUCCCGGAUUGCAGGCCGGCAUCCGUGAUGCCUACCUCAAUAAUAUAAUUAUAAACCACGCUGCAACUCUACGGCAUCUCUUGCUUCCUUCCUACUGGCCGCUCUCAUCAAAUACAAUUGCACGUAUUGUUCACUCUAGCCCACAACUUGAGCAGCUUUCUUUUGCAACAGAAUUCUCCAGCAUGGAUACACUAGGCUAUUACUCCCAUUCCUCCACUCCACGGCCACCGAAAGCGAGCUUGGGACUCUUAUCAUCACGUUCAGCCGACGAAGUAUUUACAUCCGCGCUAUCUCUUGCAGAUAUCGUGGAAGCCGACGACGACAUCCUCAUCGAAAAGUUCUCCGAAUCGCUAGCGGAUCCACAGGUAUUCAGUCAGCUGAGAUUUUUCGGUUUCGGCUGGAAAGCAUUCGAGCUUUUGGACUACUAUACAAUUCCCGCUGUCCCUCCCCCUGAGCGUACCGUUGAAUCGCAAUCACAAUCCCCAGCUGACCUAAUGGGCGAGGAGAUCAAUGGAUGUCGAGAGCCUUACCAGAAUGGGUUUUCACAGAAGGACGACGGAACAGCCGCCUCUUGUAUCUUGACUCCAGCCCCGGCUUCUCACACCCCGCCCACAGGCCCAGCACCGAGGACAAGCCAGGCUCCUUCGUUGCUAGGCAAACGAAGGCGAGAACAUGAUCUGAACCCAGGAGCGCCACCUAAGAAGGGAAUGUCGCGUGAAAGCCCUAUAGAACUAUCGGAUUUCAACCCUUGUCUGCCCACAACGCUCGCGAAUGGUCGUGUAUGGAGACGUCGGGUGCGACGCGUGGGCUGGGACACUGUCAAACGCUACGAGAUAUGGGGUUUGGACACGCAAGAAUUAUGA
Molecule: messenger RNA, 2058 nt
Organism: Aspergillus bombycis
Lineage: Eukaryota; Fungi; Ascomycota; Eurotiomycetes; Eurotiales; Aspergillaceae
Exons: 3
Coding region: 1-2058 (685 amino acids)
Molecular function (GO): protein binding
Source: RefSeq, a predicted model, not a curated record